Messenger RNA from Magnolia sinica, 772 nucleotides. Its product is annotated as succinate dehydrogenase assembly factor 1, mitochondrial. The record is from RefSeq and is a predicted model, not a curated record. The transcript has a single exon. The coding region runs from base 216 to 491 and encodes 91 amino acids. Gene Ontology annotation, biological process: mitochondrial respiratory chain complex II assembly. Gene Ontology annotation, cellular component: mitochondrion. NCBI's taxonomy places the organism in Eukaryota, Viridiplantae, Streptophyta, Magnoliopsida, Magnoliales, Magnoliaceae.
GUUCGUCUCUUCCACGUGACGGUGCGCAUAUGCAUCAGAUAGAAAAGAAAAGAAAAAGAAAGAGAAAAGGGAGUUGCAGACAAUUACAGUCCAUUUUUAUGUGCCUGUUUAUCAAGUGCCGUAUGCAGCCAGAGUAUUAAAUAACUUCGCCACCUACCAAAUACCAUACCGUAGCAUCAGGAGGGUGAGGGGGAAAGGAAAAAGAGGAAAAUGCAAUGGCAGCUCCUUCCGGUAGUCCGCAGAAGCUGUCGGGCAUGCAAAAGCAAGUGCUAGCGCUGUACAGAGGGUUUCUACGGGCGGCACGUACCAAAGCGCCCGAAGAGCGACGGAACAUCGAAUCGGUGGUCUCCACCGAGUUCCGCAGGAACUCGGAAUCGGUGGACCGCAAGAACUUUAUCUACAUCGAGUAUCUCCUCCGCCGCGGCAAGAAGCAGCUCGAUCAGCUCAAGAGCCCCGACACCGUCCGUUUAUCUACCCUCAAGGUCAGUUGAAGAGGAAGAAAACCCUAGGGGCAUUUUCGUAAUUUAGAUCAGAGCCCGGUACCCUCCGCAAGAUGCCCGUCUAGAAAUCUCUGAUGGCGUUUUUCGUAGUUUUGGAAUUUUAAGAAGCAGCUGGAUCAGCUCCGUCUGAUUAUGACGGAGAAAAAACCCUAGGGGCAUUUUUGUAAUUUUUUAAAAGGAAGCAGCUCAAUGAGCUCCAUCCGAUUAUCGUGAAAAAAAUAAGAAUCUCCAGGGACAUAUUUUAUAAUUUAAAUCAGAUCCCGUUGCCCUCA